AAUUUUAAGCAAGGCAAUUGAAUCUAAAGUUAUGGUUUAAUACAGUGCGCAUCAAUCCUACAGCAGCAGUGUGCCCAUAAAAUUUAUAUGUUUUCAAAAUGGAGUUGCAACGCUGUAUUCGAAUUUUACAAGCAGUUUUGCGAACGCACUUAAUUUCGAAAUUAAAUUUCGAAUAUACAAAUUAACGGGCAACAAAUUUUAUAGCGUCUUGUUAGAAUCAUUGAAAGUUGUUUUGUACAGUAGAGAGUGUCUUGGGUUUAUGUCAUUAAUUAUAAAUAGCAAUGGAAUCAAAACUACCAAAACCUUCUGGACUUAAACGUCCCUUGCAAAUUUCUAGAAUACCGACAGAUAGAAUCAAAACCAACACGUUUGGAACAGUUAAAACUAUACAAAAUUCUACAUUGCCGCCAAAUAACUAUCAGCCACUUUCCAGAGAUUUAUCAAAUAUACCAAGUAAUUUUACAAAAAGAGAUCGUGGCGUUUCACCUGAAUUUUUAAGAAAACCAACAACUGAAAACCGAGCAAAGUUACGUCGUAGCAAAUCUGCUUGUGAUUUACGAGAAAUGAAUUUUUUAAAACGUAAUGAUGUGGCACUCGGUUCAAUAGCAGCAAAGUCUUCUCGUCUAGCGAAUAUAAAUGCAAAUGCAGCAGUAGGGGGUACACAAGUUAUAACUCGUCCAGCACGUAUGAAUACUUUUAACGCAACAAGUACAGCUUCAAUUAAGAAAUCCACAUCAAAUCCUACUUCUGCAAUACAUAAAACAACAAAACGUGCUGCAAGUGCUCCGGUUUCAAAUGUAGUCUCAAAAAAGCCAACGCCAGCAGGUUCGUCAGUGACUUCUGUCUCAACCACAGGACCUGGCAAAACGAUAAACAAACGUAUUCCUGCCUAUGACUAUAAAGCACGAUACAAUGACUUAUUGGAAAAAUAUAAAGUGCUUAAACAAAACCAUGAAGAAAAAUGUGAACUAAUGGGUGAAAUGGAAACUCUACCUGAACAGUUAGAGGAAUCACAAGCUCAGUUAUAUGAAACGAAAGAACAAUUAAAAAACGCACAAACUGAUAUACAAUGUCUGGAACGACAAGUAAAGUCACAAGCAAUGAAAAUUGAAACGCUGUCAAACAGUCUGGUUAAAACCAAAGAGCAACUACAAAAUUUAGAGAAGGAACACACAAGAAUUUCCAAAGAGCAUAGUGCUUUGUCUACGGAAGUGGUGGAAUUGCGGGAAACUAAAAAUAAUCUCACAAUUACCGUUACAGAGUUAACGGAAGAAUCGCGAGUCAGCAAAGAGCAAUUAUUUCGUUCCAACAUGGAACGUAAAGAGCUGCAUAAUAUGGUUAUGGACUUACGAGGGAAUAUACGAGUAUUCUGUCGUGUACGUCCAUCUCUGCCAUGUGAAGAGGAUAAAAUGUUAUGUGGCUGGAAUUAUCUAGAUGAAGCUACUUUGGAAAUCUAUAGUCAAAACGAUGCAGCCACUAAAGGUAAAGUUAGUCACACUUUUGGAUUUGACCAAGUAUUUCAUCCCUGUUCCAGACAAUCUGAAAUAUUUGAAAUGGUAUCACCGCUCAUACAAUCAGCACUUGACGGAUAUAAUAUCUGUAUUUUUGCUUAUGGUCAGACAGGCAGCGGGAAGACUUACACCAUGGAUGGUGUGCAAUCUAAUCCAGGCGUUAUACCACGUACUGUAGAUUUGUUAUUUGAAUCAAUAAAGAAUUACAAGCGGCUUGGAUGGAAAUACGAAAUAAAAGUAACAUUUCUAGAGAUUUAUAAUGAAGUUUUAUAUGAUCUUCUUAGUAACGAGCAAAAGGAGAUGGAAAUUCGUAUGGCCACAAAUAAUAAAUAUGACAUAUAUGUAUCCAAUAUUACAGAGGAAACUGUGACUACAGCAUCUCGUUUGCGCGAACUUAUGAAUUUGGCCAAAAUGAAUCGUGCUACCGCAUCUACAGUCGGUAACGAAAGAUCAUCACGUUCGCAUGCGGUAACCAAAAUUGAAUUAACCGGUAUUCAUGAGGAUAAUAAUGAAAUGUCGGUUGGUACGAUAAAUUUAGUUGACUUGGCUGGUUCAGAAUCGCCUAAAACAAGCACACGUAUGACUGAGACUAAGAAUAUAAAUCGAUCGCUCUCAGAAUUGACUAACGUUAUACUAGCGUUGCUUCAAAAACAAGAUCAUAUCCCUUACAGAAACUCAAAACUUACACAUUUACUAAUGCCUUCGUUAGGUGGAAACUCUAAAACUUUAAUGUUCAUCAAUGUAGCUCCUUUCCAAGAUUGUUUUGUGGAAUCACUCAAAUCACUACGAUUUGCAGCCUCAGUGAAUUCGUGUAAAAUGACAAAGGCUAAACGGAAUCGUGUUUUAAAUUCUUCUACAAAUAAUAUUAUGAAUAGCUUAAAUUAAUCAACAAUUUGUAAAGUAGUUAGACGUUUUAUUUUAUUUUUAGUUAUUUGAAUUUAUUUUAAUUGUUAAAAAAUUUGAUUUUUAAAAACAAAAUUUAGUUCUUUAUUUUUUCUAAAGUAUUAUAGCCGAAUCCAAAUUUUUAUACUUAAAAACUAAACAAUAUAAAUAAAAAAAAAUAUACUA
This is a messenger RNA of Teleopsis dalmanni, 2579 nucleotides long. RefSeq names its product protein claret segregational-like. Gene Ontology annotation, molecular function: microtubule binding; microtubule motor activity; ATP binding. Gene Ontology annotation, biological process: microtubule-based movement. The transcript is spliced from 3 exons. Bases 282 to 2396 code for a protein of 704 amino acids. NCBI's taxonomy places the organism in Eukaryota, Metazoa, Arthropoda, Insecta, Diptera, Diopsidae. The record is from RefSeq and is a predicted model, not a curated record.